This is a messenger RNA of Necator americanus (New World hookworm), 528 nucleotides long. RefSeq lists its product as uncharacterized. Bases 1 to 528 code for a protein of 175 amino acids. Gene Ontology annotation, molecular function: lipid binding. The transcript is spliced from 5 exons. The record is from RefSeq and is a predicted model, not a curated record. Lineage: Eukaryota; Metazoa; Nematoda; Chromadorea; Rhabditida; Ancylostomatidae.
AUGAUCCGUCAAAUCGCUCUCAUUGUUUUGUUGUUCACUCAAUUUUUGCUCGUUCCUGCAUUCAAAUAUGAGGAUAUUCCGGCAGACUAUAGAGACCUCAUGCCACCGGAAGCAAGAGACUUUCUGCAGAACCUUUCUGAUGGCGACAAGACUGUUCUGAAGGAAGUCUUCAAGGCUGGGCCGUACAAAGACACUGAAGAGUCUAUUGCUGCGCUUAAAAAGAAGUCACCGGAACUUGGAGCGAAAGUCGAGAAGCUUCACGCUAUGGUAAAAAGCAAAAUUGCAGCACUUGGACCUGAGGCGAAAGGUUUCGCAGAAAAGUCUAUCGAAAUUGCACGUGGCAUUAAAGCGCGCUACUACACUGGCAAUGAGCCAACCAAGGAUGAUCUGAAGGCAAGCGUCAAGGAGGUUUUGAAGUUGUACAAAGCUAUGUCCGAUGCUGGAAAGGCCGAUUUCGGGAAGCAGUUUCCAUUUCUCGCCAAAGUUUUCGAAAGCGGCAAGGCGGCAAAAUUCGCUGGUGAAAACUAG